CGUCACAUGGUGAGAAUUGCCCUCCUCAAUUCCUCGCGCAGUGAUCUGUGUCGCUUUGCCAUUUUUCGAAAUAAAAACAAAAACAGAUGAUCUCAGAAUCCCAUGGCUUCAUCUUAAACCACGAACCUGCGAUGAAGUUUGGAGUACGCCAGGGAUAAGUGAAGAUGUUCAACGGAGAGUCAGCCGCGAAGAGAGUGAUAUUUGAAAAGGCCGGUUGAAUUGUGCCGUCGCGUGUCAGCCAAUCGGAUGCCCCUGGUUAGUAAUGACAGACAGUAAGGGGAGUUCACUGCCUGCAAUGCCAGAGCCCAGGAGUCCUACCACCAUGAAACAGCCGUCUGAUUCACCUGGAGGAUGUAAAAGUCGGGGUGAUGGGAGUGCUGACCCUACUAUGCUCAUGGAUAAAGCUGCUACCCAGCUGGCGGCUACACCUCAAGAAAGUGUUCUGCAGAUGAUUGGUCAUAACCACACCCACGAGCGGCUAAAGGACCUGACUUCCCGCUUGUUAAAUGGCGAUCAAGACAAAAUUCCAAAGCUCUGUGCUGCCACAGCUCCACAGCCUCUUCUCAAAGGGGUGGAGCCUCUUCCUCAACAUGCCAGCCCUCCAAGGAAGUCCAGUGUUUCUCCUGAACUCACUUUCAAAAUAACCAAAUGUGUGGUAAAUCUAGGUGGGAAGUCAAGCCGAUACGGAGCGGAUUAUGAAGGGGAGAGAGAAGAGGAGACAGAUGCGCCUUUGAGACUGUCAGAAGGUGUUCUGUCCUCUCCAACUGGCAGGAGAGAAAGACGAAAGAAAAAGAGGGGGCUUGUGAGGAAGAGAACGCCACCAAAUCGGAGACGUCCGAUUUUAAGCGCUACUGCGAGUUCUGUUCCACCCCCUCUUCUGCAAACCACCAUAAAUUCAAAUGACCUCACCAUUGAACCAUGCGUUCUUCCUACUAAUGAGCAGACUGAUGGCGAGAUACCUGCUAGUGUAACUCCCAUCCCUAUCCAGCAGCCUGUGUCUGUUUGUGAAGUGAGUGAUGUUGCACAGGAUGUGGAUGAUGUAAAAGUGAGUGGUACUGAGACACAACACCAGUUGCGGUACUCAGCCGGAGAUGUUAUCUGGACCAAAGUGUCUGGAUAUCCAUGGUGGCCAUGCAUGAUCACUGCAGACCCAGAGUUCAACUUGCACUAUAGGUCAAAAGUGAAAAGCCGCACAGGAUUGUUGUAUCAUGUGCAGUACUUCGGAGAUGCUCCGGAGAGAGGAUAUGUCUUUGAGAAGAGCAUAGUCACCUUCUCAGGAAGACACCAGUACCAAUCACUUAGCCGCAGCAACAAACUACCCAUUGAUAUCAGUGGAAGAAAGCGGGCAAUUCCUCGUAAGUUCCGGAAACAGUGGGAGAUAGGUGUGUUACAGGCAACAGAAGCAUUGGGUCUACUAAUAGAGGAGCGACUGGCCAAAUUCAGCUUUGUUUAUGAAAAGGGGAAAGCCCAGUUCAACCCUCGCAUGCUACAAGAGCUACAAGCACAACGCAAUCAGGGACCACAGCAAGACCAAGCUCAGAGGGAGUCUCAAGAGCUUGUCAGCCUCACUCCCCCAGACUCCACUCAUUCCAGCCCCAACUCCACCACACCUACCACCAUCCCAGGCCUCUUGUCCCACCCCACAGACAGCAGCACUUCAUCAGGGAAAACCACCCUACCCAAAAAAGCACCUAAAACGUCAGUGAAGAGGGAUCACCGCAGACAGUGUGGCACAACACUGAAGUAUAAGAAGACAAAAGCUUCCUCUGCUAAACAGAUCCCUCUGACUGAGUCUGCUGUUCAGGAUUCCUGCAUUUCAUCAGAGACACCUGAGCACCAGAGGAAAAGAAAGACAAAUGCUGGGAAACAGACUUACCAGAAAAAAGACCUGCUCUGUAUUGAUCUAGACCUUCAGCUAAAAGCUCCUCAGAAGAAACAGAGACAGAUCAGACAGAAGUUUCCUGCAGCACCAAAUUCAGUGAAGAAGAGGAAAAUAAAAGCAGGCGUCAGUAUCUCUGACACUUUAAACGCUGUGUCCACUAAUCCUGGACUUUCAGAUAUAAAGGUAUCAGUGCUAAGCCCAAAACUCUUGGAGAAGGAGGAUGGCGCUUCUAAAGGACAGAAAAAAGGCUACAAGCGUUUACGAGAGUCAAAGGAGGAUGUGGCACUGCAGCCUAAAAUGAAAACCAAGCUUGAAAAGGAGUUGAAAAAGCAGAAAGGCCAAAAGAAUGCAUCAUCAGCUGAGGCCGCUGUCACUAAACCCAGGGGGAGGAGGCGGAAAGCAGACAGGGAUGAAAGAAGGAAACAAACUAAAAAAUCCCCAAGUGAAGAAGAGUCUCCUGCUAAAGUCAAACGUGUCAGGAAGCGGAAACAGGAGUCAGGCAGCCAAUCGUUACCUGUUGCAUCUAAGAAGCGCCGCCCAUCAUCUUACCCUGAGCCAGAAAGUUCGCUGUGUGAGCAGAGACCCGAUUCUCCCAGUGACAGUACAGACGAAUCCCAUCCCUCAAAAAAGACCGAACGCACUGCCGGUGCCAAAAAGGAAAGCGUGUGUCUGGUGUGUGAGCAGACUGGGGAGGAUCUAGUGAUGUGUGAGGGACAGUGCUGUGGCUCAUAUCACCUGAAUUGUAUUGGACUGGAGCGAUCCGCAGAAAAGGUGCUCUGCACUGCCUGCAGCUCAGGUGUGCAUGUGUGUUUCACCUGUAAGAAGUCUGAAGGAGAGGUGCGGCGUUGCUGUGUUCUUCACUGUGGCCGCUUCUACCAUGAAGCGUGUGUGCGGUUGAGCGCUCUGACUGUGUUUGAGAACCGAGGCUUCCGCUGCCCGCUGCACACCUGCCUCAGCUGCCACUACAGCGGCCGUGGCACUGGCAAGGCCACAAAAGGAAAGAUGAUGCGUUGUUUGCGUUGUCCCGUUGCCUAUCAUGUUGGAGACCUGUGUGUUGCUGCGGGCAGUGAGAUGCUGUCGUCUUCUGCCAUUGUGUGCACAAACCACUUCAGGGCUAAGAAAGGCUACAGUCACCACUCUCACGUCAACGUCAGCUGGUGCUUUAUCUGCUCAAAGGGUGGCCGUCUGCUGUGCUGUGAGUCAUGUCCAGCUGCAUUUCACCCUGAUUGUCUGAACAUCGCUAUGCCUGAUGGCAGCUGGUUCUGUAAUGACUGUCGCUCAGGGAAGAAACCCAAAUACAGAGAUGUUAUCUGGGUUAAACUGGGGAACUACAGAUGGUGGCCUGCAGAGAUCCGUCACCCUAAGAACAUCCCAACAAACAUCCAGCACCUGCGUCAUGAGAUCGGAGAGUUCCCCGUGUUCUUCUUUGGCUCUAAAGACUAUUUCUGGACACACCAGGGCAGAGUCUUUCCUUACAUGGAGGGGGACAGGGGUAGCAAAUACCAACACAAUGGCAUUGGGAAGGUCUUUAAGAAUGCCCUGCUAGAGGCAGAAACUCGCUUUAAGGAGAUCGAGAUGGAGAGGGAGGCCAAAGAGGCUCAGGAGAACAACAAGAAACCUCCUCCUUACAAGUACAUCAAGGUGAAUAAGCCUUGUGGACGAGUGCAGGUCUACACCGCAGACAUCUCUGAGAUCCCCAAGUGUAACUGUAAGCCGUCAGAUGAGCGUCCUUGCAGCUUUGAGUCUGAGUGUCUGAACCGCAUGCUGUUGUACGAGUGCCAUCCUCAAGUGUGUCCGGCUGGGGAACGCUGCCAAAACCAGGACUUCACCAAACGCCUCUAUCCCGAGACCAAGAUCAUCCGCACCGCAGGCAAAGGCUGGGGCCUGGUGUCAAUGCGAGACAUUAAGAAAGGGGAAUUCGUGAAUGAAUAUGUGGGUGAACUGAUAGAUGAGGAGGAGUGCAGAGCCAGAAUCAAAUACGCUCAAGAGAACGACAUCACACAUUUCUAUAUGCUCACUAUUGACAAGGAUCGGAUUAUAGAUGCGGGACCCAAAGGGAACUACUCUCGCUUCAUGAACCACAGCUGCCAGCCCAACUGUGAGACUCAGAAAUGGACAGUUAAUGGAGACACACGCGUGGGCCUGUUUGCCGUGUGUGACAUCCCUUCUGGCACUGAGCUGACUUUUAACUAUAACCUGGACUGUCUUGGGAACGAAAAGACUGUGUGCCGCUGUGGAGCGCCCAACUGCAGUGGUUUCCUAGGUGACAGACCCAAGAACGGUCAUCCUUCUGAGCCCAAAAAUAAGCAUCAGAAGAAAAAGCCCAAGCGGAGAAGGUCCCGGAAUGAAGGCAAGAAGUCUGAGGAUGAGUGUUUCCGCUGCGGUGAUGGAGGAGAGCUGGUUCUGUGUGACAAGAAGGGCUGCACUAAAGCCUAUCACCUUUCCUGCCUAGACCGCACCAAGAGACCAUUUGGUCGCUGGGAUUGUCCCUGGCAUCACUGUGACGUGUGCGGAAAGAACUCCGAUGCUUUCUGCCAGCUGUGCCCUAACUCUUUUUGCAAGGCUCACCAGGAGGGGGCGCUGCGAUCGCACCCGCUCACGGGCCAGCUCUGCUGCCAGGAACAUGAAGACUCCGAUAUCCGCCCUCAGGCAGAGACCCCGGUGGAGCACACCGCUGAAGUACUCUCAUCCACCAAACCACGCAAGUACAGGCGCAGAACGGAGGCCAAAACCAGCAGCAAAGCACCUCUCAAGAAGAGGUCCAGAAAGACCGCUGAGGUGUAGUGGGAUAUCGAACUAUGGAACCUGCCGUUCCUCCCACUAAUCCUGUCCUCCUCCUCCUCAGCUCCUGCCCCAAAUGAUUCAGUGAAAUUGACGUCAUGUGACUGUUCUGCCAAGCUGAAAGCACUGUACGUGUCUGAUCAGGGAAGCAUGUUAACACUGUAGAGCUCCUCAGAGCUGCCGAAUCAGGUCUCCCUCCACUCACUCUGCCUCCUCAUGUUCCACUCGUGUGUAUGUGCGUGUGUGUGUGUGUGUGUGCGUGUGUGCGCAUGCACUGCCAAAUAGACAACAGAGCCGACAGACUGAACACCUCAAAUAAACAGCAUUAUGGACGCCAAACUUGAAACCUUUUUACGCCGUUAUGAAUCUUGGCAUAGAUUUUUUUUUUUUUUUUUUUUUUUUUUUAAACAGUAGAUAUGUAUAUGGAAAUGUAUAUGAAAGACCAAAAUUAUAAUAAUACUGGAUUUAUUGUUAGUAACAGGUGCCAGAAGUUUUUGUUUUUAACAAGUGGUAUCUUUAAAUAAGACACUAUGGGUAGCCCUUGAAUUCAAUUUUUAGAGUCAGUACAUAUAAAUAUAGAGCAGCACAAUUUUUUUUUUUUUUCUUUUUUUUUUUUUUUAUAGCUUGGUUCAUUUUUGUAGCUCUUUUUUGAGUUUGAGUAACCAGGACGUUAGGAUGUUAAAUCUACCUAUUCAGAGUUUUAAAACGGCAAAUCAUGACUGGCUUCUUGUGAUACUUACGAGAAAUAAAGCUUUUUGAAGCA
Ctenopharyngodon idella (grass carp) is the source of this 5426-nucleotide messenger RNA. RefSeq names its product nuclear receptor binding SET domain protein 2 (gene nsd2). Gene Ontology annotation, biological process: regulation of DNA-templated transcription. NCBI's taxonomy places the organism in Eukaryota, Metazoa, Chordata, Actinopteri, Cypriniformes, Xenocyprididae. The coding region runs from base 263 to 4666 and encodes 1467 amino acids. Gene Ontology annotation, cellular component: nucleus; chromatin. The record is from RefSeq and is a predicted model, not a curated record. Gene Ontology annotation, molecular function: histone H3K36 methyltransferase activity; protein binding. The transcript has 24 exons.